AUGAUAACAUUACAAUCAACUAUUAUUUUAACCCUCGUCCUACUGAUGCAAGAAUCUCACUGUUCCGAAGACAGAUACAUAAGAUACGUCAAAGACGCCUGCUUCAUCAAAGGCGAAGCGUUUUCUUGUGUCAAAUACAAAGCAUUGAAACUCGCUAAGAAAACCUUUUUCGGAGACUUAAAUAGUAAUGAAACUAUAAGAGCGAAUGCAAUGAUUAGUUUCGUACCGUUAGAUGAAGAAACUAUUAAGAAUCUGACUGUUAAUGAAGAUGUUGAUCUUGUAGCUAACGAACCGAGGAGUUUCUUGUCGGAGUGGACUGAAAUAGCUAAAUAUUUUAUGAGUUUAGUCAAAGAGUUCUUUAAGAUGAAAGGAUUAAGAGUAAAUUUGCCGGAAGGUGCGAGAACUAUUGAAGAACAAGACGUUGACGGCGGUCGUGGAAAGAAAAAGAAAUUAGCCAUUAUGAUACCACUUCUAAACCUUCUGGCGACUCUCAAGACAAAAAUGCUGCUGAUUCCUAUACUUCUGGGAGUGAUGCUGAUCAAGAAGCUGCUACUGGUAGCAGCACUGUUGCUGCCGAGCUUACUAAGCACACUAAAGGCUUGCAAGCAUCAUCAUCCAAUGACACACUAUUCGUACUUCGGCGGUGACUCCUCCUCCGACUUCAACUCAGACUACGGUAGCAGUUACGCCUACUCAUCUGGUGGAGGAUAUGGCAAGGACUGGCCUUCGAACCGAGCUUAUACAUUACCUAAACAUAGACCUACGUCAUCACCGGUAUAUAUAACUGCUCCUGGAGCCUCACUUUAA
Molecule: messenger RNA, 807 nt
Organism: Vanessa atalanta (red admiral)
Lineage: Eukaryota; Metazoa; Arthropoda; Insecta; Lepidoptera; Nymphalidae
Exons: 3
Coding region: 1-807 (268 amino acids)
Source: RefSeq, a predicted model, not a curated record